Camelina sativa (false flax) is the source of this 1193-nucleotide messenger RNA. RefSeq lists its product as uncharacterized. Lineage: Eukaryota; Viridiplantae; Streptophyta; Magnoliopsida; Brassicales; Brassicaceae. The record is from RefSeq and is a predicted model, not a curated record.
CCUCAAAAGGCUACUACACUUUGAAGUGCUGCCGCCGAAGCUUUUUGUCAAUGGCGACGAACCCGACGUUUCAGCUUUUUUCUUCUUCACAAGGCUCUGGUCUAGGUUUAGGGUUCCUUGAUUCGCCAGAGCCAGCUCUUCCUCCACCGCCUCCUCCUGUUGAAGUAUUAUCCUCCGAGGCGUCUUCCUCCGUUGAUCUAGCAGUGGAUAAAGUUACUAUCGGCGAUAUCACUCUUUUAAAGGGUCGUGUGAGCACUAAAGAUGUCUUUGGAUUGCCUAAUUCAGAUUUGGUUCCUGGAGUCUAUGAAGGCGGGCUUAAGCUUUGGGAAGGAUCAAUUGAUCUUGUCAAAGCUCUUGAAAAAGAAUCUCAAUCCGGCAACUUAUCACUUUCUGGCAAACGGGUUCUCGAGCUUGGAUGUGGUCAUUCACUUCCAGGAAUCUAUGCGUGUCUUAAGGGUUCAGAUGCCGUUCAUUUCCAAGACUUCAAUGCUGAGGUCCUUCGAUGUCUCACCAUCCCGAAUCUGAAUGCUAAUCUUUCCGACAAGUCUUCCUCUGUCUCAGUAGAUGAAACAGAAGUACGCUUCUUUGGCGGUGAUUGGAGUGAAGUUCAUCAGGUUCUUCCACUAGCUAAUAAUGAUGGUGAGGUUGAUAACAAGGGUGGUUACGACAUCAUUCUAAUGGCUGAGACAAUAUAUUCCAUCUCCGCUCAGAAAAGUCUAUACGGAUUGAUUAAAAGGUGCCUUGUGUAUCCUGAUGGAGCAGUGUACAUGGCUGCAAAGAAGUACUAUUUCGGGGUUGGAGGAGGGACAAGGCAGUUCUUGUCUAUGAUAGAGAAAGACGGUGUACUUGCUUCAACGUUGGUGUCUGAAGUCACAGAUGGUUCCUCCAAUGUCAGAGAGGUAUGGAAGCUUUCGUACAAAUAAGUCAAAGUUCUAUCAGGAUUCAGUGUCGCUUCAAUCCAACGAUCCGACUCUAGUAGAUUUGGGUUGCUCAGUAAAAUGAGUUGAGAAUUCAAAAUGUCAUCCAUGUUUAGCUUAUAUAUAGAUUCUGUUGAAUUUAUAAUAAUCGCUUAGUUUUGUACUUUAAUACAUUCUCUGACUUUUAACGUAAUCUGCCGUUGAUUCUCACCGGACUAAAGUACCAAACUAAGCUUACGUGGGGAUGACUCAAAUCUAUUGCGUUUGGCCAAAUCA